AUGUCUUUCGUACAAGCGUUAAAACGUUUGAUUACGACAAAUGAUACGUCAUCUACUAGUGGAACAACAGUUAAUGAAAGUAAUCAAACGACAACAGAUAACGUAACAAAUAUGAAUCAUCCAACCGUUAAUUCAAAUGGAUCAAAUUCAGCAAUGUCAACAUCGAAGUCGAACGAAAACUUCAAACCGCUCAGUCAAGGACUACAGAAAAAAUAUGCUCGAGGUGUACAAUAUAAUAUGAAAUUAGUUAUACGUGGUGAAUGUAAUACAGGCAAAUCAGUUUUAUGGUCUCGCUUACAAGGUUAUCAAUUUAUAGAAGAUUACAUUCCAUCCGAUGAAAUUCGUGUUGCAACAAUAAAUUGGUCAUCGCGUGUAUGUGAAGAUGCAAUUAUUAAGGUUGAAGUCUGGGAUGUUGUCGAUAAAUCACGAAAAAAACGACGUCCCAUUAAUCCAUCGCUUAAAUUGUCAAAUUCAAUAAAUGUUUCUGUUGCUGAAGUUUCACUUGAUGCUGAAUUUCUCGAUGUUUAUAAAAGUACAGCUGGCGUUUUAUUUAUCUAUGAUAUAACAAAACCGUGGACAUGGGAUUAUAUUGAAAGAGAAAUUGUUAAAGUACCAGCACACAUUCCAAUAUUAAUUAUUGGAAAUCAAUUAGAUAUGAAUCAUCAUCGAAAAGUAUCAACCGAUAAAUGCCUCAAUUUUAUUGAAAAUCUAAAUAGAGGUACGAUGGGUUCAGUGGUUCGCUAUUGUGAAAGUUCCAUGCGUAACGGAUUUGGUCUAAAAUAUAUUUAUCAAUUUUUAAAUAUUCCAUUUUUACAAUUGCAACGUGAAUGUCUACUUCAACAAUUACAAGUUAAUGCACGUGAUAUGGAUGCAUCACUAGAAGAAAUCGAUGCAUACGCUCGUAGUGAUGAACAUAAUUAUGAUUCCUUUAUUGAAAUGCUUGCUAAUAAACGUCGUACAAAACAAGAGGCACUUGCUGGUGAUGCAUUCAGUAAAGCGAAACCAUUGGAAGAAGCAAAACGUCUGCAUGAUGAAGCACUUCAAACAGCAGCAUCAGCUGAACAACAACAACAAGCGAAAUCUUCGUCAUUAAAUACAAUAGUGCAAGCUAUUAAAAAAACAACUGACACAACACCAGCAACAAUCAAACCCACGCCAACAACAAAACAAAAGCCACCUAUCGUUGCUGUUCAACCCAUUGUUCAGCAAGCAGUUGCAAAACCAAUUAUUCGAAAUGAACCUAAUCAUAGUGUUAUUGAAAAACAUCAUCCAUCGGAUGACUAUACAGAAGCUCAUUUAUCAAAUCCGUUAGUAGCAUCAACUGUUGAUGAUUUUAUACCUGAUGAUAAUGACUAUGAAACAUUUCUUGUCGAUGAUAAUACUCCAUCUCAACAACAACAACAACAACAACAUAUAUCGAUUGAUUCAUUGACUAAAUUUUCAACAUCAAAACUUUCUACAACUGAUGACGAAAAUGAAUUUAUAGUAAAUCCAAUGGUUAAAGGAUUUCGUGAACAAUUAGAUUCUGAUGAUGAACAACAACAGUCAACAAUUAUUACUAAUCAGUCAACCGAAUAUGAAAAACCAGAAUAUGAACCAGAAUCACCAGCAGCCAACAUUAUUACUCAACCAGUAUCACCUCCAAUCUACCAUCAAAUCACAUCAUCAGAUCUUGAUUUUCUCGACCAAUUAUCCGCAUCAAAACCACAACAAUCUUACAUUGAACCACAUACACCUGAUUCCCAAAGCAUUCAUAGUGAUUCAGCAUCAACAAAAGCAAAGAAAAAGAAAACAACAACAAAACCGAAAAAAGACACUAAUAUUUCAACAACUGACACAAUCAAAGUGAAGAAGAAGAAAAAAUCUACCGCACUUAAAACAAAUAAUUCUGCUACUACUGAAUCACCGAUUCCAAACACUAAUGAUGAUGACGAUCUCGAAUCAUUUCUUGCUGAUAAUUCGACGGGCAAAAAACAGGAUCCUGAUUAUGAAAAUGUUUAA
Rotaria socialis is the source of this 2001-nucleotide messenger RNA. NCBI's taxonomy places the organism in Eukaryota, Metazoa, Rotifera, Eurotatoria, Philodinida, Philodinidae. The record is from the annotation of a GenBank genome assembly.